GCAAUUUUUUAAAAUUCACAGCCGCUUCAUUUGAUUUGAAUAGUGAAUUUUCAAAAACACAUUUGUGAACAAUAUAAUAAACGUAAUAUCGUGAUAUGAAGGAAAAAAAUUAUGACGCGAAGAAGGAAUAUCAAAACUCUAAAUUAAAAAGAGUAAAAUCAGAUUCAGAAAUUGAAGGUUCUAGUAAUAAAAAAGGUAAAAAAUUAAGAGCUCAUUGCACCAACAAAUGUGCAGAAGUGGAUCAAAGUAAGAAAAGUCAGUUUAAUGUCCAGAUUGAAAUACUUCUAAAAGAUACUGAAAUAAAAAACAAAUAUAAGAAGAAAUUAACAUCUUGGAUUGAUGACUUUCAGAUAUUCCUAAAUACUCUUCCUAUACAUAAUGCAACUUAUAUUUCUAAUUUUUCAAGAGAAAUUUUCAAUAGACCUAGCAGAGAUUUGAGAUUUGUUAAAAAUAUAGCCAAUCAUUCAAAAAAUAAUCUACGUUGUGAUAAGGAUAUAUCCAUUACUUUUAUAAGACCAGAAUGUGUGGGUACUUUUGGGUUAUACAAAAUUGAUUCCUACCCUGGUCCGAAUAUUGAAAUAAACUUUCAUAUGACAAUACCUAGGAGAUGUUUCAAAGUUAAAGAUUUCCUGAAUAAUAGAUAUUUUGUGAAAAAAUUUUUUUACCUGAUGUAUCUGGCUGAACAUUUACAUUCCCAAAAUAUUUGCUCAAGUAUAAAAUGUGGAUAUUAUUAUGAGAAUGUUCUACUGCCCUACUUGAUAUUAUGUCCGAAGAGUACUGAAAAAAUACGAGUCAAGAUAUUUUUAAUUCCUGAACAGAAUUAUUUCAAGGCUUCCAUAUUCUCCCCUGAGGUUAAUAAUGUUAAAGCACAAGUUUUUGAACAUGAUAUAGGCAAAAUACAUAAUGUAGAAGAUUGGCCUACAACUUUCUAUAAUGCUGCCUUAGCUUUCGAUACGUCCUUAGCUGAAAAUAAUGUUUAUAUAGAGCAGAUUUUCAGCAGUUCAAUCAAUAUACAAAAGGGAUUAAAAUUAAUCGUAAUAUGGAUGAAUAAAAGGACACUCGAUACAGGUUUAGGUGGUUUUUCAACCGACUUGGCAACUUAUAUCCUGGUAUACUUAGUUUCUAGAGGAACAGCUAAUAACAAUAUGACCCCACUGGAGAUAUUCAGAAAUUUUAUUUAUUUCUUAUAUAACUUUGAUUUAACAAAAGUACCAAUUAGUAUUUGUGAAAAAAUAUCCGAAGAAGAAUUACAGGUAUUUAAAGACUCUUUUGAUAUUGUGGUGAUGGAUAAAACAGGAUGUUAUAAUGCAGCCUCCUUUCUAAAUAUUAAUGCAUACCUGAAGAUUAAGAAUGAAUGUAAAUUAGCACUGAACAUUUUAGAUCAAUUGGAUUCAUAUUCUUUAUCAGAUCUGUUUUUGAUAAAUAUUCCUUUAUAUUUACAAUACGAUGCUAUAAUUGAUGUAAAAAAUGAUAACAACUACGAAAUCCUAUUGAAAACUGUGAAUUCAAGAGAAAAGACAAAAUAUAUUGGUUACCAUAUGUUAUUAUUCAUAAAAAUUUUACAAGAAUACCUAAAUAGAGGUUUUUAUGGAAGAGUCUUAAAUAUUGUUCCUAUUAUACCUGGUAGCACUGAGUGGCAUUACGGAGAACGUUUUAAGAUGAACAACCGUAGAAUAUUAUUUGGAAUACAACUGAACCCAGAUAUUCCACUGGAUAUAUCUGGAUUAGGACCAAUUUUCAAGGAUCUUGAAAAGGGAUAUGAGGAACUGAAUGACGAUCAUUCUAAUGAUGGAUGGAUUCGUACCAGUAGGGGGGUGAAUUUCAAGACUAAUACAUCAAAAGGUAGAAGAAACAUUAUUCAAAUGAUCGCUAAUGAAGUGAUGAGUAAGCAACUCAAUUUGAAUUAUAAGAUGUAUUAUAAUGAAUUAGAAGAAUUUUUAUUGGACGGAGAAGUGAAGACCUGGUACAAUUCUGGUACUAAUGAGGAAACAACACUAAAAAUUAUUAAGUCCUCAGAUGAUCUGAAACGAAAAAUUAUGUCUUUAAAGAUUCAAACAGCAAUUGUAGGAAUUAGAGACAUUUCAGAUGUUUUUAGCUUCACAAAUGUGUUUCCAACAAUUCCUUCGUCAUAUAUUUUCGACAAUAAUAUUACUACCAUCAAAGAAAAUAAUUUAAUCUUUGAAAGCAAAAGGCCUAACAUCAUUCCAAAAUAUGUAGAGCCAGUGGAAUGUGUAAUUCAACUCGAUCCCAAUUCCAAAGAAUUCAAGAGUUCGAAAAUACUGAAACAAAAAAAAACUAUUUUCUUAGUGAAAAUUUCAGAUCUUCUAAAGAAAAAAUACAACAUUUUAUCUUCAAUUAAGCCUCCCUACAUGGAUAUUUUGUUUGAGGGAAUUGUGUUCAGAUACAGUUUGUAUUUAUCAAAUGAAAUUUCCCUUAAAAAUGAGGAAUCUGGUGAUAUGGAUAUAUGCCAGAUGGAAAAAAAAUUUAUUGUUGGUCCGAAAAUUAUUGAAGCAUUAAAAGGGAUCAAUUUGAAAUAUCCAAGCUACGGAGUGAGUACAUGCUUAGCAAAAAGGUGGUUAAGGGCACAAUUAGUGGACGAUUAUCUAUUACCUGACAUGGCAAUAAAUUUAUUGAACGCUCAUCAAUAUCUGCAGCAAAAGUUAUAUAAUGUCUCUGUUGCACCUCAAGUAGCUUUCUUGCGCUUUCUGAAACUUUUAGUAGAACUACAGUGGGAUUUACAACCUGUUGUUAUCAAUUUCAAUGAUGAAUUAUCUGAUGAAGUGAUAUCCAAAAUACAGGCUGAAAUGAAAACAAAGAGAGAAGAAUUUUCAACAUUGUUCAUUUUGACCCCAUAUGAUGACUGUAAAUCAAUAUUCACUAAGAAGGCUCCAUGUAAGGAAGUACUGACAAGGCUGAGAGUGCUUGCAAGUGAAUUUUUGGAUUAUGUCAAAGAUAUAAUUCUAGAAGAAUCACUCUAUAGUUGGAAGGAAUUAUUCAUACCUAACAGAAGAGGAUUCCAUUGUAUCUUAAACUUGAAUUCCCCUUUGAAUCCAAGGAGGCAUCAUCGAAUUACAAGAAGUAGAAAUGAGCCAAAAGUGAUUUACGAGGAACCUAAUAAGGAUGAUCAAUAUUUACCUAUAAUAAACUUUGAUCCUGUACAAAUGUAUUUAAAAGAAUUAAGAAUCACCUAUGGCGAUUAUUGUGUAUUUUUCCAUGAUACCUAUGGAGGAAAUUAUAUAGGUGUCCUAUGGAAACCAGAUGCACUGGAAUCAAAAGAAGAUACCCAAAAAGGUUUUGAAAUUCUUGGAAGAGAUAUUUUAAAAUCUAUAGAAAAUGACUGCGAGUGUUAAAGUAUUAAAUGAUUUUUCUUCAUAAAAUUAAUAAGUUGAAUAUGAAGUAAAGUUUCAAAUACAGAAUUGUUAAAUA
Messenger RNA from Coccinella septempunctata (seven-spotted ladybird), 3426 nucleotides. Its product is annotated as nucleolar protein 6-like. Gene Ontology annotation, cellular component: CURI complex; small-subunit processome; UTP-C complex. The transcript is spliced from 10 exons. Lineage: Eukaryota; Metazoa; Arthropoda; Insecta; Coleoptera; Coccinellidae. The record is from RefSeq and is a predicted model, not a curated record. Gene Ontology annotation, biological process: rRNA processing; tRNA export from nucleus. The coding region runs from base 96 to 3350 and encodes 1084 amino acids.